AUGGUGAGCAUCAGCGCCGGCCUCCUCCCCGUACAGGAUCUGGCCCUCCCAACAUCAAGCUCUUCUGCAGCAUGCCCGUCCGAUCAGUCGAACGCCGCCGCGCCGCCAGGACGAACGCCGCCGCGCCUCGCCGUCGCAAUGCCGUCGUGGAAUGACGGAGAGAGCAGCGAGGACAGCCUGCUGUCCGAUUUCGACUACGGCCACGGCCUCAGCCCUCGCAAGCCGAUACCAGAAACAAUUCUGGACACCGAGUUCACCGGGUACGACGAUUGCGAUUUGAGGUGCAACCAUGAUAUGCCAAUGUACAGGUUGGUUUGCUUCGAAGGAGAGAACACGGGCAGGAGAUUUCUGGCUUGUGGAUGCAAGGAUGAGGAAAUGUGUGACAAGGUUGAGUGGGUAGAUGGGCCAUGGCCACCUCCACUGCAGAGGAGUUUGGUCAAGCUUUGGGCCAUGCAUGAUGAAGAGAGGGACAGUAGGAUACAUGGUAAUGUGGAAUAUGCCACUAGGAAUUACCAACUGACAUUACAGAAAAAAGAGUUGGAGAAGAAGAAUAUGGAGUUGCACAAGCAAGUGGGCAAUGCUCUGGAGUAUGUGUCAGAGAUAACUUCUCAUGACCAUGAGCUUGAAGUGGCAAAGAGAGAGAAGGCAGAGCAAGAAGUGAUAUCAUUGAGGGAAGAAAAGAAGAGGCUGGAGCAUGAGCUGGCAAAGAGGCCCAAGACAGAUGAUGAAUGCUCAACUUUGAAGGAGGAAAAGAAGAGGCUAGAGUACUAUGUUGCAGAACUCCUGAAGCAAUCCCAUGCUCUGAAGGAUAAGAUGAAGAAGAUAGCUGAGAUUUGUGGAGAAUGAGUUGUUUGCAUGUAAUAAUUUACUACUUUGUGCCUUGGUGAACUAUGUUAGCAUGUAAUGGAAGUACUAUGUUGUGCUGAAUUAUGUACUAUAUGGAACUAGU
Lolium perenne is the source of this 949-nucleotide messenger RNA. RefSeq lists its product as uncharacterized. NCBI's taxonomy places the organism in Eukaryota, Viridiplantae, Streptophyta, Magnoliopsida, Poales, Poaceae. The record is from RefSeq and is a predicted model, not a curated record. Gene Ontology annotation, molecular function: zinc ion binding.